CUAUAUCCCAAGGAAAGGAGUAAAGGAUGGUUAGAAGAAAGUGUGCUGUGAUCGUUUUAAGAGAGAGACAGGGACUAGUGGUUACAUUUUGAGUGAGCGUAUUUUCUCAGCAACAGUACAGACUUGCAUGACAACUCCUCCUUAGGACAUAAGUAAAUUCGCUAGCCACUUGUAGUAACUUAGAUAGGAAACUUUAAAGUAAACGCAGCACUGCGAUAGCUAGUAACAAGAUUUGUAUUCCCUUUUUAUUUGAACCACAUAACACGUUUUAAAUGCAACGCUGUUUGAUAUAUGAGAAAACUAUGGCAGCCGAGACGAGGAACGGCGGGAGUUCACUGAACAACAAUAACUGCAAAGACCACAGCAGGAGAAAGUUACUGGUCGGAGUGGAUCUCUUCUGCUUGUUUUUAGCCGGCCUGCCUUUCUUGGUCAUUGAGACCAGCGCAGUUCAGCCUUACCGUAGAGGGUUUUACUGCGAUGAUGAGUCCAUCAAGUACCCGGCCAAAAAUGGAGACACCAUUAGCGACGGUGUGCUUAGCGCUGCUGGCAUUCUUAUCACCAUCCUCUCUAUCAUCAUUGGGGACAGCUACAGGAUCUACUUUCUGAACGAGGGAUCCAAGUCUUUUGUAGGAAACCCCUACAUUUCUGCUCUCUACAAGCAGGUGGGCGUGUUCGUCUUCGGCUGUGCCAUCAGCCAGUCCUUCACUGACAUUGCCAAAGUGUCAGUGGGCCGCAUGCGCCCUCACUUCCUUGAUGUGUGCAAACCUGACUUCUCCACUAUCAACUGCUCCCUGGGCUACAUCACUGACUACCAGUGUCAGGGGCCAGAGAGCAAAGUUCAGGAGGCCAGGAAGUCUUUCUUCUCUGGACAUGCAUCAUUCUCCAUGUACACCAUGCUUUACCUGGUGUUUUACCUGCAGUCUCGUUUCACUUGGCAUGGAGCUCGCCUGCUGCGCCCUCUGACUCAGUUCACCCUCAUCAUGAUGUCUUUCUACACUGGCCUGUCCCGUGUCUCUGAUCACAAGCACCACCCCACUGAUGUCCUGGCGGGUUUUGUACAGGGAGCCUUGGUGGCAUACUGCAUAGUAUUCUUUGUGUCUGAUUUGUUCAAGCCCAAAGGUAGACGUUCUACCCUGUCACCAACCCCAGUGAAGAAAGACCUUGUUCCUCCAGCAGACAUCAGAGAGCGGAGCAACCAUCUCAUCAUGGCAUAGAGGAGACUGCAAACAGUACAUAACCCUGACUUCUGUCAUUUAAAUCACUACUACAGCCACUGGUCAAUACUGGAUAAAAUAAACUCCAACAGUUGGGAUAAUGCAGACAAAUAUGGAAUCUUGAACAUCUCAGAGGCUAUGGAAAACAGUCAAGCAAGUUUUGCUUUCUCAACGGAAAUUUUCAUAUUUUUCCUCAGUCUCACCAGACAUUUUAAUGUGGAAAAGAGAGAGGACCCGGGAUAUUUGUUCCUCUUCUGUUAUGAAGAUUAUUAGAGAUUCUCCUCUGUCAAGGCCUUUCCAUGGACAAAAGUCUGAAAUCAAACAAAAUCGAGAAAUGGCAGCUGUAAAUAAAGCUGUGUGACUUUGCUCAGCUGCAUCCAACAUGGGAGCUAUACUAAUAUUCCUGCCACUCACUCACUGUGUGACUAAUACAAACAGAUCGUGACAAAAAACCAAAUUCCUUGAUUUAAUGAAGGAUGUUGUUUGGUUUUAUUACAAACAUAAGCAUUGUACGUGUGACUUAUAGCACUAAUUUAGCUAAACUCAGUACUGUUUGUCACCACUUGAAUGACCUGAAGUGAAGCUUUUGGAAAGCUUUGUAAGACUCUGUAAGCUUUUAUUAUGUCCCUAAUGUAGUGUUUCUUAGAUGGUGCACAUAAGUUACAGUAGGUGGAAAGUACAGUGAGUUGGAUAUGGGCCUCUUUCUGCUGGCUAGGAUGAGCCCCCACUGAGCCAUUUAAUGAAAUGACUGUCUGUUAUAUGUACCAGACGGGUGCUCACAAGUGUUAGGUCAGUGCGUGUGUGUGUGUGUGUGUGUGUGUGUCCGUCCCAUGCGUAUGCUUGUGUGUAUGUAUGUGUGGAGGAGGCCUUUCUGUGAGCGUGCCAAUGUGUCUUAAUGUCAUGUCUAUAUAUUUCAGUGUUUAUAGCCUACAAGUGUGCCUCUCUUCAGCCAGAGAACAGGCACCUGCUCCAACAGACACAUGUAACUUGAGACGGGAACACUGUGGGGAAAAAGCGUCAUAUACAGUACAUGUACUUUACUGUUAUUAAUCAUAGUGAUGAUUCACAUCACUGGGAAAUCCUGUGAUAUACUGUAUGCUACACAGGAAUAUAUAUAUAUAUAUAUAUAUAUGUACUUAAAAUAAAGACAAGGACUUCCUAGAGCAGUGGUUACUUACUGUAGCUUUUCAGUACCAAAGCACAAUUCAGCAAAACAGUAAAAAAGUAAACAAUUCAUUAUUUUGGCACAUUGUAACUGCUUAAUAGCUCAAGUCUUGUAAAGUAAUACAAUAGGGCUGGCAAUGAGGCUCUGCAUUAUAAUAGAUGAAAAUCAUUACAUUGGUAUACAAUUUAAAGUAAUAAUGAUGCUAAUAUGUUUGCAUGACAUUAAUGUAAUUAACUUUUUAGCAAAAAAAAAAAAUAGUACUUAAAACCACUGACUGAAAGCAUCAUCCUAACUCAGUUUUAAGUUACUGAGGCAAACUUUGAUCUGACGCUUAUAGAGAAAGUAGUUUUGUUAUGUCUUGAAAAUCUACUACGUACAGCAUCAGAAAAUUCUGCAUGCUACCAUACAUUGUACAAUACUGUAUCAUGUGUGUAUAUGUAGUAUAUCUUUGAAGAAACACCCACUAUGACUUUGUGUCGAGACCUGUGUAAAUGUAAAACAUGCUGCUUUAAAGAGGCAAAGCUUGGCAGAUGUCAUCCAGUAAAGUUGACAACUUGUGAAUAUUAAGUUUUAUGAAAAGCAAAGCUCUCAAGGCAGACAGCUUCAGUACAUUUUUAUUAAAAAAUUGCCUUUCAAUAUUUUUGUAAUGCCGUGAAAUUUUGUACAAUGAAAUUGUUAAGACGUGUCAAAGAUAAAAUUUCUUUAAUAAAACAAAAGAUCAAGA
Molecule: messenger RNA, 3103 nt
Organism: Siniperca chuatsi (mandarin fish)
Lineage: Eukaryota; Metazoa; Chordata; Actinopteri; Centrarchiformes; Sinipercidae
Product: phospholipid phosphatase 3-like
Exons: 6
Coding region: 273-1214 (313 amino acids)
Biological process (GO): canonical Wnt signaling pathway; phospholipid dephosphorylation; phospholipid metabolic process
Molecular function (GO): phosphatidate phosphatase activity
Source: RefSeq, a predicted model, not a curated record